Molecule: messenger RNA, 1246 nt
Organism: Cuculus canorus (common cuckoo)
Lineage: Eukaryota; Metazoa; Chordata; Aves; Cuculiformes; Cuculidae
Product: CMRF35-like molecule 5
Exons: 4
Coding region: 413-1066 (217 amino acids)
Source: RefSeq, a predicted model, not a curated record
CAAAGCUCUCUCCUGCCUGGCUCAGGGGAUCUGUGCCAGACAAUGCCUGACAUGCUUUCUUUCUACAGAUGCCGCUGCGUUAGAGCGGACUGAGGUUGUCUGGGGGGAGCUCCAUGGCUCUAUCACAGUCCUGUGCCCACCCGGGGACACUCUAGGUGGUGGGACGAGGUCCUGGUGCAAACUAGGGACAACUGGCUGCAUUCUCAUAGCUGACACUGAAGGCUACGUGGGAAAGAGUUACCAAGGAAGAAUCUUUAUCACUCCUCGGGAUAGCUCUGGAGCUUUCAAAAUCUUGAUAAAUGACUUAAGAAAGGAAGACUCGGGGCUGUACAGGUGUGGGACGGGAAGAGUUGGAAGUUGGGACAGCCCACGGACGGUGGCUCUGCAGGUGACCGCAGCCUCCACCCUUCCCAUGAGACCGAAAUUUCUGACCGGCUCGGUAGGAGGCUCGCUGUCCGUGAAGUGCCACUAUGAUCCCAAGGGGAACUACGAGAAGAAGUAUUUAUGCAGGUGGAAGGAAGCGAGCUGUGAGCUGCUCGUGGAUUCGGAUGAGUUUGUGCACGAGUCCUACAAAGGGCAAAUACAAAUAACCAGCAGCAACCAGGAAAACGGGACUUUCACAGUGGUGUUGAGCCACCUGAGAGAGGAGGAUGCAGGAUGGUACUGGUGCGGGGCUAAAAACGGGCACACAGAGCACACAUCCUCUGUGAAGCUGCUCAUCCAGAAGGAAACCCGCUCUUCUAAAGACCUGGAAACAUCUACUCUUGUGAAACCUGCUUUAUCAACAAGGCCAGCCGCCUACAGCACGCCCACGCAGAGGAGCAUCACGGCCCUGACGUACACGACGGGCAGUGCCACCGAGAGCACCACCACCCUGCUGCCCACUUUCACCCCCAGCACCUCUAUAACCUCCCCAGGUGAAAUCUAUCACAAGAGCUCAUCGCACGAAUCGGGUCUGCUCCCAGUUGUGUUACCAGUUCUCAUUUUACUGAUUGUCAUUACCAUCACUAUUCUCACUCUGGCCAAAAUAAAGCUUCAGAAGGAGGCAGGUAAGUUGGCCAGGUAACAGCUUUUGGGUUCUGGUGGUUCUUUUGCAAUGGCUUUGGUUUGGGGGUUUCUGGGACCUGGAGUCAUUUCCACCUCGAGACACGCAUCCAUUCUGCAACCAGCGCAGCUUGGAAGCACGCCUGUAACUGCAAACAAGCAAUGCCCUUGGGGGUUUUUUUUAUUCAUAAAACAAAGAGCA